Trypanosoma cruzi is the source of this 2148-nucleotide messenger RNA. RefSeq lists its product as uncharacterized. The record is from RefSeq and is a predicted model, not a curated record. NCBI's taxonomy places the organism in Eukaryota, Euglenozoa, Kinetoplastea, Trypanosomatida, Trypanosomatidae. The transcript has a single exon. The annotation marks the transcript as partial.
AUGAGGAUGCCUCUCUGUCUUCUCAUGUGUCUGGCCGUUAUCAUCAUUGGCGUUGCGGCGGUCGAUUUUUGUCCCGAGGAUGGUAUUUUGUACCCUAUUGCAGUCGGGGAUACGGUGUAUGGUCACGUCAGCAGUCCGACCGGUGAGUCGUGCGCGCACGCGUCACUGCGCAUACUCGUGCCGCCUCCUCCGUCAAACCUUCUCCUGCUGACCGGCGGGUGGCAGUAUCUUUUUGGCGCGGUGGUCGAGGGUGCGCUCCCCGCUAAAGUGACAUUUUCAAUUAUUGCUCUCUGCGACGGUAUUGAAGUUUGCCGCGCAAAUAUUCGCUAUGAGGUUGACCCGAACGCCUCGACGAAUGUCCCUCCGACGCCCACGGAGUCUUCAAAAACCACGACCACAACGAAAUUGCCAUUGUACCCGCCGUGCGCUGCAUCUCAGGACGAAUAUCAACUGGUGAUUUUGCCUGGUAAACCGAAUAUUGCAACAUUACCUACCAGCGCUGUACAAUUGUUCUGUCCUGGUGGCCUCCAAGCAUCCAUCACCCAGCCCGCAAUUGGUUCUGCUGCCGUGCUGGGUCCAAAUUCCUUGCAGUUUGUGUAUGCUUCUCCGGAUGACGAAGUGGAAGCGAACAUCACGCUCCCCUAUGAAGUUAAGUGUGAAAGGAAUGUGAUAUGUGCAGGCGUGAUGAGAAUUUGGCUUCACGAAAAUAUUUUACGGUGCCCGAAGGAUCACCUGUUGUACGAUGUGAAACCGGGGGCACGACUAAAUGCGACCCUCGAUACUGGUGCCUCUUGUGGUGGUGCUCUGCGUGCGCGUCUUCGAACGCGGAAUGCUGCAGACAUCAAGUUUCAUGAUGGAGUAUCCUUUACAUUUAAUGCGUCCGGUAAAGAAGAAGAUGUAAUCUUUAACGCUCGCUUGUAUUGCGAUGACAUGACUCUCUGCGAUGUUACAUUUGCCCUUAUCGUCACAAAUGAACCACGGCCGAGCCCUACAGAAGCCCCACAUACAGAUUCUACUCCGGCUCCAACUGCCGCUCCUAUUGCCAUUUGUAACGAGCAGUUUAAUUUCACUGUACCGGUAGGAACAGAGUUGCGAGGCAAAUUGCACGUAGAGGUCGAUGGAUGCGGCCUUGUGACGUAUCAUCAGUCUCUUUAUUCCUCCAGAAAGAACCUUCAACUAAAUAUUAUUGGCGAUUUUGUCUACUCGGCCCCAGCGGAGGAAGCUGUUGAUAAGCUUCCAGUUGAUGUUUCAUGCGUCACUAAAUUUUGGUGUCUUACUUACAUCACAAUUACUUCUUACAUAGAUUUGACGCCGACAGAUUCUUCCACUACUCCAGCGCCAACCACUGUGCCCGUCCCGGCGUGUGCCAACGUGUAUUAUUACCAAACAGCGCCUGGUGUUGCCUUAAGCGACUCUCUUAACGGCAUGCCAGGGCAGGACCCAUGUGCAUAUGGUCGUUAUUUUUCUUUGAUUUUUCCGCCUAGCGUGGGAAAGCUGGAUUUGACUCCUAUUGGUGACUUUCUUUAUCGUCCCGAAAGAAAUGAGGGGUCAUGCCACUUUUCCUUUAGCAUGUAUUGUCUUAAUAAACUGUAUUGUCAGGGCAAUGCCUACAUUCUUGUGAGCAGUGAACGGACAUUACCUCCAAGUGGUGGUAAGAACGGGAGUUCCACUCCUGCGCCGUCGCCCCCAAGUGAGGUGAAAAAUAAACAGAUUAAAUGCCGAGGGAAAUGCAAUGAAAAAGCAUGGAAAACUUAUCCUAACCCGGCGAUAUGGGAUAAUUCACCUGGUGCUGGUUACGCACGGCGUGACGGUCACGCUGUCGAUGAGAUUCAGGUGGCUUGGAUGAACAAUUCUAUCGUUAUUACUGUGUACACAAUUAUCGGCAACCUUGGUGUGCGCUUUCCGACCUUUGAGCCUCUUAAUCGCACUGUGGGAAAGUACUUUGAGCCGAAAGAUUUUGAGGGGGUUGUACAGCCAUCGUCGCUAGGUUUUGAGCUGAGCUGCUUGGCCAAUCAAGGCUCCAUUGGCAUGGGAGAAGAUGUGUGGCGCUGGAAAACUCUUGGAAACGGGACUGGGAGUGGAUCCGUUGGGGCAUUAUACAAUAAGGGCACGUCAUGGUAUCAGAAGUUUGGUGGAAAGCACAUUGGG